AUGGAGAUCUUUGUUGAGUGUGUUGGUGUGAGUGUUUUUGUUCAGCUGGUUGGAACUGUUAUCUUCUGUGAAUUAGUUGUAGUUUCCCUGCCAGUCCUUGGAAUGGGGGGAAAUUGCAGAUGGUUACGGUAUAUUUCUUUUGUCAUGUAUGCAUGGGAUCUGUGUGAUUUAGUACACGACAUUAUUGGGAGCAGAAAUGGGUACUUGGAAACUAAUUCCAAUCAUCUCAGAAAAGAAAACUGCAAGGAAAAAGGUUCACUGGUUGUUUGCUUUGGGGAAAUGUUAAUAGACUUUGUUCCAACGGUUGGAGGAGUGUCACUUGCUGAAGCACCUGCUUUCAAGAAAGCUCCGGGUGGAGCUCCUGCCAAUGUGGCUGUUGGCAUCUCUAGACUGGGAGGUUCAUCUGCUUUUAUUGGCAAGGUUGGAGCAGAUGAAUUUGGGUACAUGCUGGCUGACAUUUUAAAGCAAAACAAUGUUGAGACUUCUGGCAUGCGGUUUGACUCUAAUGCAAGAACUGCGUUAGCUUUUGUUACACUUAGAGCGGAUGGUGAACGUGAAUUCUUGUUUUUCCGCAAUCCAAGUGCUGAUAUGCUUCUUCAAGAAUCAGAACUUGAUAAAAAUCUCCUAAAGCAGGCUAGAAUAUUCCAUUAUGGCUCCAUCAGCUUGAUUGAUGAGCCAUGCAAGUCAGCUCACCUUGCUGCUAUGAGAAUGGCCAAAAACUCUGGUUGCAUUCUCUCUUAUGAUCCAAAUUUGAGAUUGGCUCUGUGGCCUUCAGCAGAUGCUGCUCGGAAAGGCAUAAUGGAUAUAUGGGAUCAAGCUGAUGUCAUAAAGAUAAGCGAGGAUGAAAUUACAUUUUUGACUGGAGGUGAUGAUCCUUAUGACGAUAAUGUUGUUUUGAAGAAGCUUUUUCAUCAAAAUCUCAAGCUUUUAAUUGUCACUGAGGGCUCACAGGGUUGCAGAUAUUACACCAAAGCAUUUAAGGGAAGGAUUGCAGGUGUUAAAGUUACACCUGUAGACACAACUGGUGCUGGCGAUGCAUUUGUUAGUGGGAUUUUGUACAAUAUAGCUUCUGAUCAAACUAUUUUUCAGGAUGAGAAAGAUCUUCGAAAGGCUUUAUAUUUUGCCAAUAUAUGUGGUGCCCUCACUGUGACCAAGAGAGGUGCAAUUCCUGCACUACCUACAAAGGAAGCUAUUUUGACAUUCUUACUAGAAGCAGCUGUAAUACAACAGAAUUGA
This is a messenger RNA of Sphenostylis stenocarpa, 1236 nucleotides long. Lineage: Eukaryota; Viridiplantae; Streptophyta; Magnoliopsida; Fabales; Fabaceae. The record is from the annotation of a GenBank genome assembly.